GGGUUAUCCGAGCGACGAAGCUGAACUGCACAUCACACCAAACAUUCGCCGGAAAAAAAGUCGUCUUCAUGGUUUUCUAGAACAGACCCGUGAACAGACGAGCAUCUUCUUAUCCGCCAGGUCCAAGUUCCCGGCCAUCAUCGGCUGCCUCAUCUAGCCACCGCAGUCGAAAGGGAUUGAUGAUCAAGAUGGGCGCAUGCAUGAGCAAGAACGACGAGGAGACGGAGCAGAAGAAGAGGAGCCAGAAGAUUGAUCGCGACCUAGAGGAGGACUCCAAGAAGCUACGGAAAGAAUGCAAGAUUCUACUUUUGGGCUCCGGCGAGAGCGGUAAAUCGACCAUUGUGAAGCAGAUGAAGAUCAUACAUCUCAAGGGCUAUUCAGAUGAGGAGCUCACAAAUUACCGACCAACCGUCUACAAGAAUCUGUUGGAAUGCGCAAAGGCGGUUGUGAAUGCUAUGCACCAGUUCGAUAUCCAGCCAGCAGAUCCGUCGCUACGGCCCUACGUCGAGUUCUUGCAGGAUUACAACAUGGAGGGGUGUCCACCAGGACAGUCGAUAGACCCCAAAGUCGGCACAGCUAUCCAGGCACUAUGGAAUGAUCCAGCAAAGGAGCAACUCAUGGAGAGGCAAACAGAGUUUUACCUUAUGGACUCUGCAGAAUAUUUCUUCACCGAGGUCACGAGGAUUGUGGCCGAAGACUACCGACCAAAUGAAAUGGAUGUACUUCGCGCCAGAACAAAGACGACGGGUAUCUACGAAACGAGAUUCAAGAUGGGGCAGCUCAGUAUCCACAUGUUUGAUGUGGGCGGGCAACGUAGUGAACGCAAGAAGUGGAUUCACUGCUUCGAAAACGUCACAUCCAUCAUCUUCUGUGUUGCCUUGAGUGAGUACGACCAAGUGUUGCUCGAGGAGAGCAGUCAGAACCGCAUGAUGGAAAGUCUGCUACUCUUCGAUUCGGUCGUCAAUUCACGGUGGUUUAUGAGAACGAGUAUCAUCCUGUUUCUUAACAAAGUCGACAUUUUCAAGCAGAAACUGGGGCGGUCACCUCUAGGGAACUACUUUCCGGAUUACUCCGGUGGAAACGACGUCAACAAGGCCGCCAAGUAUCUACUGUGGCGGUUCAACCAGGUGAACAGGGCUCACCUUAACCUAUAUCCUCACUUGACACAAGCCACCGAUACCUCCAACAUCCGUCUCGUGUUUGCUGCCGUCAAGGAAACCAUUCUCAAUAACGCCCUUAAAGACUCCGGUAUUCUAUGA
This is a messenger RNA of Neurospora tetrasperma FGSC 2508, 1259 nucleotides long. Its product is annotated as guanine nucleotide-binding protein alpha-3 subunit. The transcript has 6 exons. Gene Ontology annotation, cellular component: heterotrimeric G-protein complex. Gene Ontology annotation, biological process: adenylate cyclase-activating G protein-coupled receptor signaling pathway. The record is from RefSeq and is a predicted model, not a curated record. NCBI's taxonomy places the organism in Eukaryota, Fungi, Ascomycota, Sordariomycetes, Sordariales, Sordariaceae. Gene Ontology annotation, molecular function: GTP binding; G protein-coupled receptor binding; GTPase activity. Bases 180 to 1259 code for a protein of 359 amino acids.